This is a messenger RNA of Momordica charantia (bitter melon), 926 nucleotides long. Lineage: Eukaryota; Viridiplantae; Streptophyta; Magnoliopsida; Cucurbitales; Cucurbitaceae. The record is from RefSeq and is a predicted model, not a curated record.
UCCAAAGGAACCCCACAGAAUAAACACCAAAAACUCCAUUUUUUUGCACACAAACACUUCUCUUCUUCUUCUUCUCUCACUGUUCAACGAAAUAUCUGGUAGAGAGAGAGAGAUACUUGUUCAGAAAAUACUCAAAAAUCCCACAAAAACAUUUCCCUGAGAUUGAAGAAGAAGACUGAAAAGGGGAAAAAUGAAGAUUCGUUGUGAUGUUUGCGACAUUGAAGAAGCCUCUGUUUUUUGCCCCUCCGACGAAGCCGCCCUCUGCGCCGCCUGUGACCGCCAAGUCCACCGCGCGAACAAGCUCGCCGGCAAGCACAGCCGCUUCUCUCUCAUCCCAUUCGCCGACGCCGCCGAAUUACCGCCGCCGUGCGAUAUUUGCCAACUCCGGCGAGCUGUUCUGUUCUGUAAAGAAGACAGAGCAAUCCUCUGCAGCGAAUGCGACAUUCCGAUCCACGAAGCCAACGAACACACGCGGAAUCACGGCCGGUUUCUCCUCACCGGAGUGAAGAUUUUGCCGGCGACGGCGUCCUCCACCGGCGCCGGCCGGGUUGAAGGGGCAGCCAUUGAUGCUGAAAAAAUUGGGUUCUCCAGGGCCUCGAGAAAGAGGGCUAAAAUUGGGUCUAAUGGGUUGCUUCGAGAUCCCCUAAUGGAGGAAUUUCAGCCAUCGAUUGGGAAUUUGGAGUUUGAAGAAAGUGGAAUUAGUGAUGGGGUUUCGUUUUCCAAGAGCAGUAUUUCAGAGUAUCUUGAGAGUUUGCCUGGAUGGUGUGUGGAGGAGUUUCUUGAUUCAUAAUGUGCUACAGAUUUUUUUCUGUAAAGUUUGAAGCUUUUUUUCCCCCAAAUUUAGAGAGAGAUUCUUUGUGAUGUUUUCUUUUGGUGGAUUUAAGAAAAACAAUGUUUUCUCUCAUGUUAUCACUUGGGAAUUUUGG